Molecule: messenger RNA, 234 nt
Organism: Capronia epimyces CBS 606.96
Lineage: Eukaryota; Fungi; Ascomycota; Eurotiomycetes; Chaetothyriales; Herpotrichiellaceae
Exons: 3
Coding region: 1-234 (77 amino acids)
Biological process (GO): mitochondrial respiratory chain complex II assembly
Cellular component (GO): mitochondrion
Source: RefSeq, a predicted model, not a curated record
AUGCGACGCUCCGGAUUGCAAAGAGAGGUUCUCAAACUAUACCGUCAAUGUCUGCGGGCAGCGGGCAAGAAACCUGAGGCGACGCGGGAGAACUUCAGAACCGUGACACGCCGAGAAUUCCGCAAGAACCAAGCGGUCGACAAGAAAGACUUCGCCGCUGUUGAGGCCCUGCUCCGGAUGGGGUCUCGCAAACUCGAGCUCUAUUCGUCAGAAGGAGUCAAGGACAUCCAUUAA